GGCAUCAAGAAACACGAGACACAUGUACGUCUGGGCCACAUUGAAAAACCACCGGCACAAAGGCACCGCACCAAUCCUCUAGCCAAUCCUCGCAAAGAUGCACUAGCGCGUUUUGGGUCACAUGGGCAAUGGCAAUGGGCACGCAUGUGUGCACUGCACACCGGGGAGAGAGGGAGAGAGAGAGACAAAGGGAUACAUACCUUGAGUCGACACCACACGGAGAUAAUACACUUCGCUUCUUUUCGCAUUGAGAUGCACUCAACGCUUGCUGCUACGCCACCCCACGCCACGCCAUACAAUCCUUUCUUAAGCCAGAGACAAACAAAUACCUGUCUUGUCUGUUAGCGUAUGCCCUACGUGUGCAGACAGAGACACACUCUGCACAAAUAUAUACUCACCUACUUAGGUAUAUAUAUAGAGAGAGCGAAGAGACACACAGUGACCACAGCGAAGAUACGCACACACAUGGUACCUCUUUCCCUGUUCUGCCAUGCCCUCUACACGGACUCCGAAGCUCCAAGAGCCAAAAAUGAUAGGACGGCAGCACCUGUCUGUACCUUGCGCACGCACCCAUCCAUCCAUCCAUCAGGUCAUUUGUAACAAUCUCCGUGCAGCGAUCAUCACGCACCAAUAAAUACACUGACUGACCAACAGACCUACUAGCGGAAAGAAAGAAUGAUGAGAAAGAGAGCAUAGCAUUCUCUGCACAGCACACAGCACACAUGUGUCACCGACAUUUGUCCGAUUGGACAACUCUGGACUUUCGAAUCACCUCCCCCCGGCCGUCUAGGGCCUCCACCAUGUAGUACCGGCACUUCUUGCCCGCCUCGCGCACCUCGACCCACAUCUCAAAGCGCCGCUUGUCGAUGGUGUCCAGCUCUUUCUUUGGGGGGGCCUUGGUGUCCUCGUAUAUCCGCCACUUCUUGGUCUCUGUGGAGCCGUUCCAGCUCACAUGGAGGCGGGGGACAGUGCCGCUGUGUCCCUUCACUUUGUCGUUGGUGAGCUUCAGCUUGGGCCCCCACUUCGGCUCGCCCCGCCACUCGAACUUGAAGGCCCGCUGACAUGACAGAGACACAGAGGGAUGGUGGUACGGUGUGUGGGGGCAGUGUGUAAGCGCAUACGUAUGUGGAAAUGUCGCUGUUCUGCCACCGCACCCACUCCAUCUCGAACACCUUGUUCCCCUUACGCGUGACCUACACGACCACACACACCCCACCCCCAGGCCGCCGUCAGGCCAGCCAAGAGGACUGGACAAGACAAGACAAGGCACCGACUGGACUGACCUCUGUGUAGAAUGGCGGGUUGGCCCUCCCCUGUGACGAGCCCCAGCAGAUGCCCUUGUUGCCGUUGGGGAGCUGACACACACACACGCACAGAGAGAGACGUGGAGGUGCGUGUGUGGGGCUGUGGUUGUGUCUGCUGACUCACCCACCGUCUGGACGUUGCCCGUCACCUGCCCGAAGUAAUCGGGUUUGUGCCGAUACUCCCACACUGCACACAGACGGACGGACAUCACCUCGCCCUUUGUGUGUGUGGUAUGUGUGCAGGUGGACAGACAGAUGGACGCGACGCACCCUUGGUGGCGGUGUUGUCUUUGGUGUCGAUUUUGUACUCGACUGCGCGCGACCAUGGGUGCUUGCAGAACUUCUUGCUCUGCCGGAACUUCUUGAAGUCAGCUGCAUGCAUCCACACACACAAAUAUCCAUCCAUCUCCCAUGCGUCCAUCGAUGUCACACACACGCUUGGCUGGCUUGUACAAACUACACACACUUACAGUGACACAGAUCAUCUGACGGACAGACACCACACACACGCAGCCGCAGCCGCAGCCGCACACACAGAAAUAACGUCAUCACCCAUCCGCCACCCAGCCAUCUCUCUCUCUGCGUGUGUGUUGUCUGUCUCAGCUGUCUCGGCUCACGGUUGUCGAAGAUGGUGAUUCGGUCCUCCCCGAUGGCCCUCACGUCGUGCGAGUCGAUGACAGCGUGCUGGUCGUUCUUGAUCUUGAUGGUCGAGAAGGCGCUCACCCCGCCGAACCUGUAGACUGUGUCGCCGUUCUCAUCCACACGAAUCAGACCCAUGUUCCGCAUGUUAAUCUAUAUGCCCAUCCAUCCACCCACCGACACCGUGUGUCAGAAACACACACAUGGGGGGAGGGAGAGGUGCGUGUGUGUGUGUGUGUGUGUGUUGACCAGACCAGGUAUCCGGCGGUUUUGCCGUUCUUUCGCUUGACCCAAUCGACCGAGUUGUUGUGGAAUGGGUUCUUUUGGGAGUGGAGGGAGAGCUUGCCGGCCUGCUUGGGCUUGAAGUGGUCCCACGACCGCCACUCGAACAUCUGUCAAAACACCAACCACAACCACAACCACAACCACAGGGAGGGAGGGAUCCAUUCAUUCGUCAGUUGUGUGCCGUUGGUCGGUCGACAGUACCACAUUGCCUCGAGUGUCGAUCUCCUGCACAAUCACGCCUGUGAGUGUGUCCAAGCCAAGAAGGAAACCCACAACAGACACACAGAAGAGAGUGAGAGGAAGGCACUCGGUGGGCUGACUUACCGAGCAUCCGGUCGAUUCCCUUGGUUGGUUUGUUUUGCCAGUCCUUGGCCAUCAUCAGCGCCCAUCCCUUGUGGUUGACUUGCAGCCCGUGCACGUUGGCGCGGUAGCCGUGCUGCACACAGUACUUUUUGGAGUGGGUCCGAUACCGAUGGUCCACCUCGAACGCACACACCUGCACACAGCACAGCGCAGGAGAGAGUCCGUGUGCAGACAGACAGCAAAGGCGUCCAAGGCACGCACCGGGUCUUCGUCGUCGAAGUAUGUGGCUGUCCCUUUGUCGAAAUACGUCAGGCGGCCGUUGCCCUGUGACAUACACGUACAGACAGACAGAUAGCAUGUGUCGAUGUCGAUCGAUGUGGUCUCCCAGACUGAUGUGCUCACUGACUGUACCUGCACUUUGAAGUCUCCCAGCCAGCUGAAGAUAGGGAGCACCACACCACAAUCAGGCCAGGCCACUCCCACUUACUGCUUGCAGCUAGCUAGCUACCUGUCUUUCUUAUUCCAGUACACAAGGUCGCUGCACACACACACACACAGAUCGGACAACCAUCAGCCAUCCACCAUCAACCAUGUCUCUCCUGCCAAGUCUCUCUCUCAUUUGCGUUGUUUUCCUCUCUCACCCACCCGUCCUGGUCGAGUAUGAGGAGGUAGUGCCUCCGCUUGUUGCCCUGGUUGAGCCCCGCGAAGAUGUACCCGUCCGCGGCGUUCUUGCCAGGCUUGCUCUUGACGUGCCACCUCGGCAGGUCCGGCGGCACGUUCCUGUACUCCGACCAGUCCACUCCGUCCGCCUGCUGCGUAAUGACGCCAUCCACACCGUUAUACCCAUAACCAUAACCAUAAUCAUCGCCACCAUCGCCCUCUGCAUCGCCAUCACCACCGGUAUAAAGAUAGUCUAUGUCCUCUUGUCCCUCGCUGUUAUCCUCGCCGUCCCCGUCAACACCAUAUAGGUCACCAUACAGAUCAUCAUAAGCACCGUCAUAAGGGUCAUCGAUGCUCUCUCGCUGCGCGUGUGUGUCGGGGAGGCCGAAAAAAUCGUCCACGAGACGGUCGAUUGGCGAGGGGCCUUCUGCUGCGGGCUCCUCAAGGUCCAUUUCUGGACCGGGCUGGUUCUCAUCCGGCUCUUCCUCUGCAGGAUCGUCGCCGUCGAUGACAGUCUCACCAUCGGUGCCGUCUUGGUCUUCUUGGUUGGGGGCCUUUCGGCUGGCGGAGAAGUCGAAGUGCGCAGAGAUUUCGAAGCUCCACGAGAAGCCGCCGAUCCUGGCGCCGCGCUUGGUCUGCAGCACGUCCUUUCUGACGUCAAUCUUCACCUUCUCCCCCUCCUCAAAGCUGGUCACAUGACCGAAAAGCCGGGGGUGCUCGUGUGGGUGUGCGUGUGUGUGCGUGUGUGUGUGCUUACACGCCGCUUGGGUGGAAGACCACGGUCCUCUUGUCGUCGGCCAGGCGGACCUCCCCUUUGUGAGCGCCGCUCUUGCUGCCGACGACGGAAAAGAGCCCAGGAAGCGCCUUGUGCAAUCUCUUAGAGUCGAUGCGCUGCCCCUGCCGGACCCCUAUGGAGGUGAAGGGCGACACGAGAAUGGCGUCUGGCCGGGGGUGCACGUACACAAAGCUCCCGAACUGCUGCUUGGCGGUGGACUUCUUCUUGCCCUCGAGCUGACGACGCCUCGCGUGGUGGUCGGCCGAGCCUGCGGCGUUGAGCAGAACGGUCAGCAGGAUUAAGGUCAGGUGGCCUAGUCGCCGCCUCGCUCGUGUCAUCGACGCCGGCGCCUAGCAUUCACGAGUGACUCGGAG
Vitrella brassicaformis is the source of this 4340-nucleotide messenger RNA. The record is from the annotation of a GenBank genome assembly. Lineage: Eukaryota; Vitrellaceae.